AUGAAAAGACGCGGCUCACUCUCCGAAGAAUCCAACAAGUAUAACGAACCCAAACCUUCCCGUAGCGCCCCCGUCACGCCCUGCGACAGCGAGUCUGCCUGGUCGGAGCCUCACGCCCCGCCCCGCACCCCGCGCCGCCCCGACAGCCUCAGCUAUGCGACUUCCUCGCGAUCAGAUAAAGCGAGUUACGAGGCCUCAGUGGAAGGUAUGUGGUGGUGGAAACGACCUUUAGGAGUGAGACGAACAUUUUGCCGAAGAUGUGGUGCCUCUUCAUCCUCACGACCCUUGCAAAUGACUCCCUGUACCGGAUCUCCUCAGAGCGAUUUUGGUAAUGAGCGACGGCCCAUCACGUCCGGCGACCGGCCUCUUAACUUCGUUAGACAACUUUUCCUU
This is a messenger RNA of Brenthis ino (lesser marbled fritillary), 393 nucleotides long. The record is from the annotation of a GenBank genome assembly. Lineage: Eukaryota; Metazoa; Arthropoda; Insecta; Lepidoptera; Nymphalidae.